Molecule: messenger RNA, 521 nt
Organism: Anopheles nili
Lineage: Eukaryota; Metazoa; Arthropoda; Insecta; Diptera; Culicidae
Gene: Tim8
Product: mitochondrial import inner membrane translocase subunit Tim8
Exons: 2
Coding region: 58-330 (90 amino acids)
Source: RefSeq, a predicted model, not a curated record
AUUACGAUAUUUGCAAAUCUUAUAACAAAAGUAUAAAGUUCCACCCUAUUGUACGCCAUGGCCAACUUUGGAAGCACUGACACGGGCAAAUCUUCUGUUGAUCCCGAACUGCAGGACUUCCUAAUGGUUGAAAACGAGCGCGCCCGGCUUAGUGCACAGAUCCACGAGUUCACCGACAUCUGCUGGGACAAGUGUGUGGAGAAACCGAGCAGCAAGCUGGACAGCCGGACAGAGACCUGUUUGGCGAACUGUGUGAAUCGGUUCGUCGAUACUUCGCUCCUGAUAACACAACGUUUUGCCCAGAGCCUACAGAAGAGCCAAGGGAUGUAAACAGAUCGCAAUCUCGUUCCCGGAACGGACGGGGCAUGCAAUUUGCGAUGUAGUUUUUAGUUAAGGCAGAGUUGAUAAUCAUAAAUAUGUUCUAUUAAAUACACGUGCAUUGCACCCCCCAAUAUACAUAUUGCUGCAUUCAAUAUAAGUCGUUUUAUGUUCACUCAUCUAAUUAUAACAUUACUGAGAAA